Messenger RNA from Rhagoletis zephyria (snowberry fruit fly), 576 nucleotides. RefSeq lists its product as uncharacterized. Lineage: Eukaryota; Metazoa; Arthropoda; Insecta; Diptera; Tephritidae. The record is from RefSeq and is a predicted model, not a curated record.
AGAAAAUUGAGUGCCGCUUCAAAAUUUAAAGUAAAUACAUAUAAUUAUUUCACGUAAUAAAAUGAAUAGAAAGAAAUUUAGAAGUGAGAGUGAGCAAAUAGUAAAUUUACUGUUUGAAAGUAAAAGUGAUGAUGAGCAUCCAGAAUGUGAAGCGUUGCUAGGAGAAGAAGAGCCACACGACAGGCCAGGAUGCAGCAGAACAUUUGAUGAGCCAGAUGAAUUCAGCAUUUCUUCCAGCGAAGAUGAUACGGAUGACUGCAUUAAUGCAAAUAACGAUUUACGGAAGGACUUGACAGAAUGGACUGUUAAACAUAAUAUAACCUACGCAGCAAUAGAUGAUUUGUUAAAGAUUCUAAGUAAACGCAUUACAGGGCUUCCUUUGUGUGCCCGAACUUUGAAAAAUACUCCAAAGAGUGCCCCAAAGGUCAUAAUGGGUUCCGGGGAAUAUGUACAUUAUGGGGUUGAAAGUGCUUUAACUGACUUUUUAUGUCGAACGGACUUUAGUGGCAAUUGUUUGAAUCUGAACAUUAAUAUCGACGGACUUCCAUUGGCAAAAAGUUCUAAUACUCAGAUAUG